CAGCCUCGCUCGCGCUCGCCCCUCCCGCACCCACCUCCCCGGCCGGAGGCACACUGCAGCUCGGCGGCGCCGACUCUCCGGCCCCGGCGAGGUGGCUGCAAACUCGCGGGCACGCAAAGCGCUCGGGGAGCCGAGGGACUCGGGGGAGGGGACGCGCGCGGAAGGCGCCAGCUUCCUCCCGCCCGCCCCUUGCAGCCGCGAGCUGAGGUCGGAGGAACCCGGGGCCCCAGCCCAGCAGAGCCGAGCGGCCGCGGCGGCUUCCCUUUUCUCCACCAGCGAGCCCUGGAGUGCUUCGGGGACCGGCCCUAAAAAGAGCAGGAAAUCUUGUUUACCGCCCGGGGAGCAGAGCUGAUCGAGCCUUUGUCUGGAAAGUCAGCAUCUCUGACUGCAAUGUGUUCCUGGUGACAUUAGCCUUGGGCAGACCGGCCGGAGAAGGGGAUCGCCAGGUUCAGAUCUGGUUUCAGAGGCGGAUCGAGCGGGUGACUUUUGUGCAUUCGUUUUAAUUUUUGGAAAUCUCUCUUUUUUUCCCUCCCUCGCCCGCCGCCGGGCAUGCCCUGAUCUGGCGCCCGCUCCUACCGACCCGGGCUACCGAAUAGAGCGGUUUCCAGCCGGUCUCCCUCCCUCCCCGCCUGACUUUGCAACACCGCGUUCCAGGAGGAUCGACCUCGGCAAGGAAGGAGACGGAGGAGCGGUGAACACCCGGACCCGAACCUUGACAUGCUCUCGGGCGGUGAGAAGGAAGCCAGGAUCUGAGCGCACCGCCGGGGCUGCCUCGCCCGCCGGCUCCGAGCGCGGGGCUCCAGGCGCCCUGCCCUGUGCCUGGGCGGCAGCGCUGUUAGUCUGGGGGCGCCCUCCGCUUCCUGCCUUAGGGGUCCGCGGCCGGCAGGAUCAUGCUGCUGAAGGAGUACAGGAUCUGCAUGCCGCUCACCGUGGACGAGUAUAAAAUCGGACAGCUGUACAUGAUCAGCAAGCACAGCCACGAACAGAGCGACCGCGGGGAAGGGGUGGAGGUCGUCCAGAACGAGCCCUUCGAGGACCCUCACCAUGGCAACGGGCAGUUCACAGAGAAGCGCGUGUAUCUCAACAGCAAACUGCCUAGCUGGGCUAGAGCUGUUGUUCCCAAAAUAUUUUAUGUUACAGAGAAGGCAUGGAACUAUUAUCCCUACACAAUUACAGAAUACACAUGUUCCUUUCUGCCAAAAUUCUCCAUUCACAUAGAGACCAAGUACGAGGACAACAAAGGAAGCAACGACAGCAUUUUUGACAAUGAAGCCAAAGACCUGGAGAGAGAAGUUUGCUUUAUCGACAUUGCCUGCGAUGAAAUUCCAGAACGUUACUACAAGGAAUCUGAGGAUCCUAAACACUUCAAGUCAGAGAAGACGGGACGGGGACAGUUAAGGGAAGGCUGGAGAGAUAGCCAUCAGCCCAUCAUGUGUUCCUACAAGUUGGUGACGGUGAAGUUUGAGGUCUGGGGGCUUCAGACCAGAGUGGAACAAUUUGUACACAAGGUGGUCCGAGAUAUUCUUCUGAUUGGACAUAGACAGGCUUUUGCAUGGGUUGAUGAGUGGUAUGAUAUGACAAUGGAUGAUGUUCGGGAAUACGAGAAAAACAUGCAUGAACAAACCAACAUAAAAGUUUGCAAUCAGCAUUCCUCCACUGUGGAUCACAUAGAGAGCCAGACCCAAACAAGUACAUGACAAUGGAUGAGGUCCGAGAAUUUGAACGAGCCACUCAGGAAGCCACCAACAAGAAAAUUGGCGUUUUCCCACCUGCCAUUUCUAUCUCCAGCAUCCCCCUCCUGCCUUCUUCAGUCCGCAGUGCCCCUUCUAGUGCUCCGUCCACUCCUCUCUCCACAGACGCACCAGAAUUUCUAUCGGUUCCCAAAGAUCGGCCCCGGAAAAAGUCUGCCCCAGAAACUCUCACGCUUCCAGACCCCGAGAAAAAAGCCACCCUGAAUUUACCUGGCAUACACUCUUCAGAUAAGCCAUGUCGGCCCAAAUCAGAGUAACUUCAUAUGAAUAUUUCAUGGGGGUUUAUAUUUUUGGUUUGGGGUCUUGUUUUCUUUUUUUUUUUUUUAAAGAAUCUUCUGAUAUAGAAAGAGACUGCUUUGUCACUCAAACAUGUUCCUUGGAUCUCUUGAGUGUGCAUGUGGUUUCACAUAGAGUAUGAUUCCCUAAGUGUGCCACACAGCUUCAUUUUAGCUGUAAAAUGUACGACUGGCAAAGGACAGAAGGGAUCUUCUGUAGCACAGCUGGAUGCCAGGGAGGAAGCCUUGUUAUUGGGCAUUUGAUGAGGUUGGUGUGGACUCUGAGGGCCAAUAAAUGAAAACUUUGCACCACUGUGUUACAAGGUGUAGUAAAACGGAAUCAGUUUCCUCCCAUCCGACCUGAAAUUUCCCCAAAAUAUUCUCAGGCGUAACAUACCUAAUUGUUCAAUUUCGAACUGCUCAUUACCAAUACUUGAAUAUCAGUCGUUACUGAGGUUCCGGUUUUGGUUAGUCUGACUCAGGAUUUGGGGCCUAAUUAACUCUUUAAAUUUUUUGGAAAUUUUAAUUAUCAACCUGAAGAGGCUCCAAGUGCAACUAAUGACAACUUAUUUAUACGUUUCACAGAAUUUAAUAAAGAUUCCACUGGUUUCUGUCUUUUAAUAACUUUCCUCUUUGUGCCCCUGUGGCCUCAGAAAUCUUUUAAGAAUUACAUGGAUGAACAUGGCCGUAACUGGCUGAUUUGGGAAUGAUUUGGUUUAGGAACAGAGAGGCCAUGGGGAGGCAAAGAUCUUUUUUUUUUUUUUCCCACAGGUACCAGCGAACCUUGACCUGUCACCUUCCAUCAUCCAUUAAGAUUGUCAGAAUUUGCCAUUUAUUGAGUAGCAUUCAGUGACGAUUUGCCCAUUCAAAGAAGUUCAAGGGUAGACUCAGCUAACUGGACUUUAACUCAUUCAGAAUUGCCUCCCAUCCCCCUCCUCAUUUUACUUAAUAACAUCCAGAUGUCCCUGGAGCAGACUGCCCAUCACCGGACCUUAGAAAAGAUUGUCCUUCUCUUGCUCCUUGCCCGAAAUCCAAACGUUGGGCAUGUCGCAGAAGCCAAGUAGAUACAGUCAAGCGGGAGCAGAAAAAUGAGCAGAAUUGCUGACUCUAUUUGUAGGGUGAAAAGGAGGCGUGAGAUGCCCCUCUGGCUAGCUUUCUUUUCUGCCAGUAAUGAUAACGCAAGAUUAGAAUCAAGGUUGAUGGGAGACAAGAUCAUUCACCAAAGUGGCAGAAAGAGAACUCUCCUUUGAUCUAAAGAGAAACAUCUGCCACCUUCGCACCUCACUGCCUUUAAACACAGAAGGAAGCGUGAACAGAACCUAGCAUUUACUUUUGUCCUCCAAGAGAGGGAGAGAACAAGGUAAUUGGGCAACUCCGAAGCCCCGGUUAGCCUUCCUGACCAGAACCUCCAACCUCAGGAAAGGGACUUUCCCCAAACACAGAUUCCAAAGGAAGCGACAUAAACCAAGGCGCGUAUCUCCUCCUCUUACACAGCCUCUCAGCCAGUGGACCCUGCCUGCUUCUCUCUCUCAGUGCCCAGCACUCCGCAUAGUGUCCUUCAAGUUGACAAACUUCCAAGGUGCAGGUGCUGGUCCCAGGAGCCCAGCACCACGUGUUCCAAGUCAUAUGUCAGAUUGUCAAGAUCAUCUCCUUCUCUAUAGGUUGACAUUUAGCUUGAUUAAUACAUACACCCAGAACUCAAAGGAAACCUGUUGCAAAUAGCUUAGAUCCAAAGUGCAUCUCUUUCCUAAGAAUGAUAGCACCCAUAGUAAGACACCUUCUUUGCAUGGUAUGGUAGCAUGAUUUUUGCUUGUGGGAAAACUCAAUCUUUUAUCAAAAGCUCUUUGACUCCUCAAUGGCUCCCUCUUGACACAGUAGUACUUAACAAGAACGUCUGGCUUUCGAAAGCAUAAUUCUCCUUUCAGAAAACACUGACGUAGUAGCGUGUGUAUUUGCUUACCAUUUGCAAGCUGAAAUCAGGAUGGGGUGGGAUCAUGAUUUUUGCAUGGAAUGGAUUUAUUGGGGGGCGGAUUCUUAACACAUCUGGCACCAAGUUUUUCUGUUGACGCCAUUGCUAAUUUUCCUUUUUGGUGAAGUAGCUUCUGCUCUCAAGGUCAACAAUGCUCUCUGCUUUAGAAAGCUAAUUUCUGUGAGUUUUCUUUCUCUGACUGCCAGUACAGCACCACAGACAUUAAUUGCAAAGCGACCGAUGAUAGUGUGGUUCUUAGCCAACAAAUAUGUGUGCUCUUAAAGUAUGUUCGGUUUUCCCGUCUACAUGUGCUUCGUGUGUUCAUUUUAAAAGCGGGGGAGGGGUGCAGAUAGUCCUUUAGCUGCUUUAACUAUUUAAUCCAGUCAUCACAAGACAUAAAUGACUUCAAUAGUUUAUCCAUCUUGAUUUUCAAGUGUCGUUUCACAGACUCCAUACACGAAUUUGUUUAUUGUGGGGUUACAAGCCUGCGAUGAGUGUAUAUAUAGACUAUUACUAAUUCCUAUCGACGGAAAAUUAAAUGGCUGCAUGAUGGAAGCUUAGAAGAAAAAAAGCAGAAACUUGAAUUCAUUAAGCAUGUUUGGGGAAACAUAGAAUCUUAACUCAGUGCCUCUGUCUGCAAAUGUGGAAACCUUCAACUUUGUUCACCAAAAUUGUAUUAUACCUGUAUAUAUAUAUAUAAAUAUAGUAGCGUGAAUCCAAACCACCAGUUUUAAGUCUCUGAUAGCCAAAUGAAAAUAAAUAAGCCACAGAAUAACGCAAAUGUUCAACCCAUCUUUGUCUCUGAGGUUAAUGAAGACCGUCAAAAUGACCAUACAUUUCAUUACUUUGAAUGAAUUUCAAAUUAUGAAAUGCCACUGUGAUUUUCAUUGGCUGUAGUAUAGCAUCGUUGCUUUAGCUGUGCUUUCCCAGGAUAAGAAGGCCUUGGUGUUUUUACCACAGAAACUGUCAGAAGUCAGCUCUGGGAGUUCCCUUAUGCCUCAGCGGGUUAAGAAUUCACCACAGUGGCUUGGGUCGCUGCUGUGACACAGGUUCAAACCUGCCCCAGGAACUUCCACGUGCCGUGCAUGCGGCCAGAAAGAAAAGAAAAAAAAAAAGAAGAAGAAGCAGCUCUGAAGACCAUUUCAUUUUCCUACUUUUGGGCUAGGAUAAGACAAAGCAAAGAAAAAGCAUAACAACAAAGGAGCCCGUGACAUUUUUCAAUUACCACGUUAUAAACUGAAACCAUGUGAGUUUGUGGGUGAACUUGUUUAUAACCCCUUCUGUUUUGAUUUUGCAUUUGUAUGUGGGGGAAACUGGUUUUAAUUUAUUUGGAGGUAUUUAUUAGCCAUGUUUUUGGUUGUGAAAAUAAAUCUCUCACACAACUGUGCAUGUACCACACAGACAACUUAAAAAACACAAGACCCCCAAAACUAAUUACGUGGUUUUCUUCCAAGACACUGUAAUAAACAGAAAAUAGAUUCUAACACUUCUCAAGAAGUCAUUUUUCCAUCAAAAUUUCAAAGUUAAUGGAUUUAUAUGUAUUUUUAAUUUUACGCACCUUAGUAUCUCUUCAUGGCUCAGAGACAACACGGUCACUGGUUGGCAUAGGUCAACAGGAAUUUGACUUUGCAGAAGGGCCAGGGUAUAAUUUACUCUACAUGUAAAGGGUAUCCGGAUAAUCCAACAGAAAAGGAUUGUCUAAGAGUUUUAGUCCUUUUCUGAUCAUCUGACUCAGUAGACUGUGUGACAGUAUGCCAUCUGAGCCAUAAUUCUUGAAAUUAAAGAAAAAAAAAAAACUGUCCAGUGACUGCAGUUGAUCAUAGACUAUUUAAAACUCUUCUUUCCUGCUGAAACUGAAGUGUUAACCCAAGAGCGUAGCGAUGGAUACAGAGGCAACACGUCCCGGAUUCGUGUCUGUGUUCUACCUUCAAAACAAUCUGUUUCAUUGGAAAUAUACGUGUUUAAGCUUUUUAGGAGUGAGUGCAAUAAGAAUGUGACUAUGCUGAGACCUUUCCAGAUGCUGUCAUUAAUUGUCAUUUUGUUAACAGGCUUUAGAAGAAGCCUCUCCACGUUUUCGCUUCAAAUCGAAAGCCUGUCUGUGAAUUGCUCGUCUCCCUUCAGUUUCUGUGUGUCACCAAGGAGAGGUUCUUUAAGUCGAUGUUAUACCCGUGCCACUUGUAGGUAGCCUCAACUGUAAUGUUUCGUGUUUACAUUUCGAGCUGGGAUCUUGAUUAGUUAAAUGAGUCAAUAUACCACUGCCACGGCCGAAGGACCAGGUUUUGGACUGCACAGUAUUAUAGACAACAAGCGAAGCAAACAAAAGUUGAUUCUCACACAUGCCAUCCUCCUGUGUCAUUUUACAGCUGUUUCUCGUGUUUUGGUUUUUUUUUCCUCAGUUAUUUAUUAUUGAUAAUAACUUACUUUUUCUUACAUUCUGUUGUAAAUAAAGUACAAAGCAAUCUUCUUUCCAA
Phacochoerus africanus (Common warthog) is the source of this 6466-nucleotide messenger RNA. It is a transcript of the gene PITPNC1, whose product is annotated as phosphatidylinositol transfer protein cytoplasmic 1. Gene Ontology annotation, cellular component: cytoplasm. Lineage: Eukaryota; Metazoa; Chordata; Mammalia; Artiodactyla; Suidae. The record is from RefSeq and is a predicted model, not a curated record. Gene Ontology annotation, molecular function: phosphatidylinositol transfer activity; phosphatidylinositol binding. The coding region runs from base 891 to 1697 and encodes 268 amino acids. The transcript is spliced from 10 exons. Gene Ontology annotation, biological process: phospholipid transport.